This is a messenger RNA of Chilo suppressalis (striped riceborer), 1378 nucleotides long. The record is from the annotation of a GenBank genome assembly. Lineage: Eukaryota; Metazoa; Arthropoda; Insecta; Lepidoptera; Crambidae.
CAAACUUUUCGCUACAUUCGUGCUUUUCCAAGCUGUGUCGGUGUUUAAUGGUCUUUACCCCGGUCAUUCACUUUCGCACGAAUUCGCGAAAUCGCAUGUGUGGGACGACAUUUGCGAAGCUUAAGCUACAUUCGUGCGCCAAGCGCUCAGGGCCGUAACCAGAGUUGUAUUUGAGUUAGGGCAGCGUUAAUUACAGGUAGGGCAUCAGCAGGGGCAUGCCGCUCUUCGAAGCCUGCCGCUAUGUUUUAAGGUGGGGCAAUUAAAAAGUAGGGUAUUCCCUCAUAAUGUAAUUACGACAGUUUUUGACAGACGCACAUCAGUGCACGAACCUUCACGUAGGCUUCUACACAUUUGCGAAUCUUGUCACGAUCAUGACAAUAACCGAAAUUAAAUUAAAUUCAAAAUAAUUAAAUCUAUACCGGGGCCUAAUAAUCUUAUGUCAUUGUAUAUCUCACAGAACACAGGUAUAUCUACCAGAUAUCAUUAACAAUUUAUGUACUGCGGGUACUUUUAACUUUUUUCCAUAAUUGAUGUCCCCUUAUGCUGUGAGUGUGACAGUUUUAUUGGAAAUAAAAAAAUGGAAAUUAACGCAGUUAAAAUUAAAAGUUGUAUUCUUAAUAAUAAUGAAAGAGAGAUUACAGAAUUGCUAAAAGAUGGUUUAGAUCCAAACUUAGAGGGAGGAUGGCCGAUCAGAUUAGCAGCACGCAAUGGAUUCUAUUUGAUAGUGAAAUCACUACUUCAGUUUGGAGCCAAUCCACAUUUAUUGAGCGUUGCUGGUGCAUCUACUCUUCAAUUAGCCGUGUAUUCGGGUCAAAAUUGGUCUGGAGAUAAAUGGAGCUUUUUAUUAUCUUAUUGUGAUUCAUCGCAACUUGCAGAUGGAGCUGCAGUUGCUAUAAUAUUUCAAAACAGUUUAGCAUUAGAAAAUAUUUUAUCGACAGGACGAUGCAACACAAAUAUACCGACAAGUUUAACAGGUAAAACUGUGGAACAACUCGCAAAAGGCUAUAAACUUCAUCACCUUUUGACAUGUCCAGAUACUCAAAAUCAAUCUAGUACCACUCCAACUCAGUCUCCGAGAUGUUCCAGACAAAUUCAGACGGAUACCAGAAGAACAUCCUCUUUGCGGCCUCAUCAUCCUCACAGGAAUUUAUCACCAUCUGUUGCAAGAUUUUUCCAUCAAACUGCAAAUCAGACAUCAUUGACAUCGCCUCGAAAUUCUAUGGUUGUACUUUCACCAUCGCGGGUACAUAAUGUUACAACGUAAAUUUUUGGUUGGUAAUGAACAAUCUCAUGCGAUUUGUUAAUUAAGCUUACAAAUAUCUUUCGGUAGUAAUUUCAAAAGAUACAUACACUUAAUCUACACUGAGCGGUAUGGAUA